AUGGGCAAAUUAAUGAGAGUAGGAGAAUGUGGAAUGUCUUCUCAAGACAUGGAUUUUGAAGAGGAGCAGUUGAUCCAAAUUGCGCAUAGCUAUCUGGAUGCUUACUAUAGUCAGGGAACAGUUUGGAAAAGAAGCUCAGCAUCUUUGCUUAACAAGCUGGAAUACAUGCAGUCUUUUUUUAACCUGGAAGGAAAUGGACAAAUGACCUCAGAAACCUUUGAACUAAUGAAACAGCCUCGGUGUGGCGUGCCUGAUAUGGCAGGGUAUCGUUUUUUCCCCAGGAAAAUUAAGUGGCCAGUGUUGGAUUUAACAUACAGAAUUGUGAACUAUACCCUGGAUCUGAGCUGGGAAGAAGUGGACCAAGCAAUGCAUGAAGCUUUUCAAGUAUGGAGUGAUGUCACCCCUCUUCAUUUCACUAGGAUCUUUAACGGCACUGCUGAUAUUAUGAUCUCUUUUGGAUCCAAAGAGCAUGGAGACUUUGUUCCUUUUGAUGGACCAUUGGGUGAACUAGCUCAUGCUUUCCCUCCUGGUGACAAUAUUGGAGGGGAUGUCCACUUUGAUGAUGAUGAAAUAUGGACUAGUGAUUCUAGAGAUUUUAAUUUAUUUGUGGUUGCAGCCCAUGAGUUUGGCCACACACUGGGGCUGCAACACUCCAGUGACCCUGAAGCUUUGAUGUACCCUCUUUACACUUACCGUGGCCUGAAAGACUUUGUUCUUCCUGAAGAUGAUGUAGAAGGCAUCCAAGCUCUUUAUGGUCCAAAAAAGAGGGCAAUCAGUCCUAAAACUCCACAGAGGUGUGACCCCAAAUUCUCUGCAGACGCUGUUGCAGAUAUACAUGGCGAUAAAAUCAUAUUCAAGGACAUAUUUGUGUGGCAUCAUAAUUAUCAGGUGAUUCAUGAAGGUUGGAUGGUUAUUGGUUCUGUUUGGCCAGAACUUCCAAACUUCCAAGUUGAUGCAGCUUAUUAUUCUCCAGAGAAGGACCUUUUCUUCAUAUUUCGAGGGAAGAUGUAUUGGGCUCUGAAGGACUACAAGAUACUCAGUGGUUAUCCCCAGAAACUAUAUGAUCUUGGAUUCCCAAGCUAUGUACAGAGGAUAGAUGCUGCUUUUUAUGAUGUAAAGUCCAGGAAGACAAAAUUUUUCACUAGAGACCAGUUAUGGAGCUAUGAUGAGAGAUUUCAUUCUAUGGACCACGGCUAUCCCAAAAAAAUAAUGGAGGAAUUUCAUGGAAUUAUACAUAAGGUGGAUGCGGCAUAUCAGCAGAAUGGUAAACAUUUCCAUUGUUAUCUUAUUGUGUGA
This is a messenger RNA of Crotalus tigris (Tiger rattlesnake), 1296 nucleotides long. Its product is annotated as collagenase 3-like. The record is from RefSeq and is a predicted model, not a curated record. The transcript has 9 exons. Gene Ontology annotation, cellular component: extracellular matrix. Lineage: Eukaryota; Metazoa; Chordata; Lepidosauria; Squamata; Viperidae. The coding region runs from base 1 to 1296 and encodes 431 amino acids. Gene Ontology annotation, biological process: proteolysis; collagen catabolic process; extracellular matrix organization. Gene Ontology annotation, molecular function: metalloendopeptidase activity; zinc ion binding.